This is a messenger RNA of Parathielavia appendiculata, 1371 nucleotides long. RefSeq lists its product as uncharacterized. Lineage: Eukaryota; Fungi; Ascomycota; Sordariomycetes; Sordariales; Chaetomiaceae. The record is from RefSeq and is a predicted model, not a curated record. The annotation marks the transcript as partial. The transcript is spliced from 2 exons.
UCAUCGACAAUGCUUCCGAAGCCGAGCCUGAUUUUUACGGUGCCCAGUGUCCAUGAUGGGCUCCCCAUCGACUGCCGUGUCUACCAUCCGCUCUCCCUGGCUGCCGCUCCCAAUGCGCCGCGCUGGCAAAAGCAUGCCGCCGUUGUUGCCCACCCAUAUGCACCGCUAGGAGGCAGCUACGACGAUCCUGUUGUCGACAUUGUUGCAGGCACCCUCCUGCGCCGAGGCUUCCUCGUGGUCACAUUCAACUUCAGAGGAGCCCAGGGCUCUGCUGGCAAAACCUCAUGGACGGCCAAGGCCGAGCGGGCCGACUACAUGUCUGUCGUCGGAUUCGCAAUCCACUACGUGCACUUUCUCGACCCGUUCGGCCGAGGUGCGCCGGCCGGACGCGGGAACGCGAGCCCUGAUGAUGAAAUGGUGGAGGACGAUGGGGGUUUUGGAUCGACAAUAUGUGUCGGUCCACCGACCCCGAGUCCGCCAGACCCGCCCGAACCCACGCCAAUCCUGUUGCUCGGAGGAUAUUCCUACGGUGCCAUGGUUACCUCGCAGCUGCCCUCUGUCGAGACAAUAGCCGCCCUGUUCGAUAUCCCGGAAUGCGGGACACACGCCGCUGAGGUACGGCUGCGCGCACAACACCUUGCCGAGAUGCAGAACACGGUUUUGGCAAGCGCAAGGCAAGCCGCAGCAGACUGUCGGCGCCCACAAUCUCCGCGGAAACACGUUGGGCUGCGCGUUGGGGGGGAUGACGGGCGCCGCAAAAGCUAUGAAUCGCGCCGCUCCCUCUCGAUGGAGUUGGAAGAGACAAUACGGCAUGGAGUUGCAGAGCUUCUGGCGCGGACCAGGAAGGGCCACAAGCGAUCCAGUAGCGGGAAGGGGCAUGCGCCUCGAGGCUCGGAUGGAGUCAGCAGAGAUGCGGGGGUUACGCCUGAGUACCUGCGUCCGAUCUCCGGCCGGAUUUCGUUCCGUCCGGCAUACCUGCUCGUCUCGCCGUUGCAGGGUGUUGUUACGAACCUGGCAACCAUGUCCCUUCCUCCGUCUUUGUCGGGCUUACCCGCAAAGGCGUGGACUCGGUUCUCCGGACGAGCCAAGGGGUCACACCCUCCAGAACCCCGGGAGCCAGCUGUGGUCGCCCAUGCAGUCCCGGUUGAAGCAGAAUACAAGCUCGUUCAGAAUCCCACACUUGCCAUCUACGGCGACCGCGACGGGUUCGUUCCGAUCAAGAAGCUCCGCAACUGGGCAUCUCGACUGGAGGCGAUGCCGGGCUCCGAGUUCCGUGCCCACGAAGUGUCUAGUGCGAACCAUUUCUGGCAACAGCGCAACGUGGCCGCCACUCUCCGCGAAGCAGUCGCCGCAUUUGCAGCAUCUCUAUUG